ACACGGUAUGGCUACACUACAUUCUAUGCCCCUAUGACCCUCAUCUGGUACUGGCCAAUCGCCCUUAGUGGAUAACGGCCAUUUCCCCGAGGAUGAAGAAGAAGAAGACAUUCUAGCCCGCCAUAUACACGGGGCAGACGACGAAGGCGGUCGAAACGCCCUGUGUGGCUGGUGGCCACUAUUCCUAGUGGUGGAAGAAGAAGAAGAAGAAUGGCGGAUUCCGGAGCGUUUGAUGCUUUCCAGGAGCCAACAGUGACCGUCAAUGACCCGUCCACAAAAGAGCGAACCGAAUCUUCCUAUCUCGACCGCAACAAAACCUGCAUUGUAGUGGCAUUGAGCGUUGUCAUUGUCCUGGCCUUGGCCCUGGCAGCACUCGUCGUGGUCUUCACGAGGAACGCGGAACAAUCGACGCCCGGGGACGCUGGGAUGGAGCCGACUCGCAAGUCCAUCACGCUUCCUAAACUCCCUCCGGGGCCGCCUUCUGAACCCAAUACUGAAGAUUACACGGACUAUGACGUAGCCGAGACAACUCGACAGGAACCGGCAGAAGGAACCACGCCCCUGCAAGAGUCGGGAAAGGUCUGCGACACCGAUGAUUGUGGGUUCAUCCGCGAGUACAUCGGGGCUCUGCUAGACACGGACAAAGACCCGUGUGACAACUUCUUCUCGUUCGUAUGUGGAAAGACUGAGCGGCUGCGACUGACCCACAUGUACAUUGAUCCUACUGCUUACGACCUGAUGGGUGAACGAAACCUGACGAUGGCCAUACAGAAAAGUCUACGGACGGAAGAAAUCCCCAGAAACGGAAAAACUGCAUUUCAGCAAGCUGCAGCGCUGUACCAACACUGCAACGAUGAUGACAGGGAAACAUCCGCGAGAGUCAUCAGAGAUUUCUUAGCCGAACACCAUAUGGAUCUAACAGGAAGCCUCUCAUUCGACCCCAUAGACAUCACUGUUAAAUUCAUAUUUGAAAUCGAUAUUACUCCCAUUUUUUUAAUGUACUAUUUUGCUUCGCAUGGUAGAACUGUUUUCGAGCUGGAGCAGGGGCAAGGAUCAUUAACUCUGACCGAACGCAGCAUCAAUGAGAUUAUUUCUUCUGUGUAUUCCACACACCUGCCUGAACUCACGCAACGCAUCAGGGAGUUACAGGACAGGGUAUCGCUUGUAACUGACUUCAAUUCGAAGCAAAAUGCUCACAAAGAUGACCUAGUGUUUGAAUUGUGGAAAAUAGGCUCAGAAAACGAAGACGAGGCCCUUUCCAAAGUGUAGACUGAAGCUCUCCAGCGCUACACGACGUCUAGGGCGUUACAAAAUUUGACAAUACUUAUGUCACAAGAGAACUUUGCGAAUUUUCACAGCUUUUUUGGAGAGCGAAGCAACUUCACCGCAGAUGACAUGAAGUUAUUUUGCGCAUGGCGCACUUUGCUGUGCUUGUACCAGAUUUCACUGAGUUCAGAAAAGUCGUGCUAUAAAACCAUUCUCGAGUACAUGCCGAACGCGGCAGGUUCUUCAGUGGUCUUCCACUUACUUGAAAGAAGGAGGACGAAAGCCAUUACAGAAAUGAUCCAAGAAAUCAUCAGUGAAGUCGAGAAGUCAUUAAGAACCACAUUGUUGCUGGACGAAGAAACACGCACUGGGGCCUUGAAGAAGCUGUCGAUGCUCCAGGUUCGAACGGGAUUGGCCCCAAAACUGAACACAUCAGAAAAACUCAACAAAUUCUACGAAGAUCUUCCCGACUUAAAUGGCCCUUACCUCCGGGACGUCCUAAACGUUAGCGCAUUCAGGACUCAAAAGCUCUGGAAGCAUGUAUGGAAUGGCUUUGAAGAGUACUACGAAGGCACGCACCUCAUUUCACAUCCAUACAUCAACAAUGCCUUCAAUACACCUGGUAGGAACCUUGUUACAUUCCUCGUUCCCAUGAUGCUGAAGCCCAACUUCAACUUGGGAGCCCCGCCUGAAAUAAACUAUGGUGCACUGGGAUCUACAGUGACGCAUGAGAUAAUGCACGACUUCGACACAUAUGGCCGUCAGUUCGAUCUCAACGGGACAAAAACGCCGUGGUUUACCAAAAAGAGCAAUAAGACGUUCCAGAAGUGGGAGCGUUGUUACGUGAAACACAUCAAGAACGCUCCGAAAGCAAGAGAUUAUUCUAGGACUCCAUUGGAAUAUCAAGCAGAUGCCCUCGGCAUGAACAGUAUUCUAAAGGCCUACCAGAAGGCUGCAAAAAGGUCUAAUGUUUACCUGGGCAACGUGAAAGGUUUCACGAGGGAUCAGCUCUUCUAUAUUGCCAAGUGUCUGAUUUGGUGCGAGUAUGACGAGACAAUUAUACCCCCACGACAUCCUCCUUGGGAUGAAAGAUGCAACGUGCCUCUUAUGAACUCUGAGCACUUCAGCAAAACAUUCGCUUGCCGGGAGGACUCGCCCAUGAAUCCACCCAAAAAGUGUCCCUUCUGGUAGGCAUUAAUUGUGACUAAUGUUGUCGUGUUUUGAUCGGCAUGUUGUUACAACGUCGUCUCUUAACACGUAUUGGCGAUUCACUGGGUCGGUGUGUAUAGCAGAUGUGCAAAAAUAAGAUUUUUAAUAGCCGUGGUGUGUCUAAUCAGUGGACUCGGUACAGUCAUUGCGAUGUAUUUCAGUUACCGUAGCCCAAUGCAGAGAAGUAAAUUAUUUUCUGAACUGUAGACUCGUAGAAAUCUAGGUACUACGAUAACGGACAAGUUUACAGAGCGCACAAUUAAAAUGUAUUGUUUUACACCGG
Molecule: messenger RNA, 2758 nt
Organism: Ornithodoros turicata
Lineage: Eukaryota; Metazoa; Arthropoda; Arachnida; Ixodida; Argasidae
Product: endothelin-converting enzyme 1-like
Exons: 2
Coding region: 1327-2457 (376 amino acids)
Biological process (GO): protein processing
Cellular component (GO): plasma membrane
Molecular function (GO): metalloendopeptidase activity
Source: RefSeq, a predicted model, not a curated record